AUGGAGUUUACUAACUCCAAAAUUCGCGAUAUUUUAAAGUUUUCCUUCGUUAAAGGCAAAUCCGCUAGAGAAACGUUCCGUGAGAUUAAUUGUGUUUUGGGGAAUGGUACUUUAUCACUUCGAGUCGCGGACGAAUGGUUCCUAAGAUUCAGAGUCGGUGAAAACGACACCAUGGAUAAACCAGCCGGUGGAAGACCGGUGACGAAGAAUACCGAUCAAACCAUGGAAAACAUCACCCAGGAGAUGAGAGUUAGUCACCAAACCAUUUUACACCAUCUGCAGAAGGCUGGAUACAAAAAAUAA
Molecule: messenger RNA, 303 nt
Organism: Eupeodes corollae
Lineage: Eukaryota; Metazoa; Arthropoda; Insecta; Diptera; Syrphidae
Product: protein GVQW3-like
Exons: 1
Coding region: 1-303 (100 amino acids)
Source: RefSeq, a predicted model, not a curated record